This is a messenger RNA of Peromyscus californicus insignis, 543 nucleotides long. Its product is annotated as zinc finger protein 844-like. The annotation marks the transcript as partial. The record is from RefSeq and is a predicted model, not a curated record. The transcript has a single exon. Lineage: Eukaryota; Metazoa; Chordata; Mammalia; Rodentia; Cricetidae.
CACAUACUGGAGAGAAACCCUAUGAAUGCAAUCACUGUGGUAAAGCCUUUGCCUAUCAUAGUCAUCUUCAAAGGCAUGAAAGAACACAUACUGGAGAGAAACCUUAUGAAUGCAAUCACUGUGGUAAAGCCUUUGCAGAUCAUAAUCACCUUCAAAAGCAUGAAAGAACACAUACUGGAGAGAAACCCUAUGAAUGCAAUCACUGUGGUAAAGCCUUUGCAGAUCAUAGUCAUCUUCAAAGGCAUGAAAGAACACAUACUGGAAAGAAACCCUAUGAAUGCAAUCACUGUGGUAAAGCCUUUGCAGAUCAUAGUCACCUUCAAAGGCAUAAAAGAACACAUACUGCAGAGAAACCAUAUGAAUGCAAUCACUGUGGUAAAGCCUUUGCCUAUCAUAGUCAUCUUCAAAGGCAUGAAAGAACACAUACUGGAGAGAAACCUUAUGAAUGCAAUCACUGUGGUAAAGCCUUUGCAGAUUAUAGUCAUCUUCAAAGGCAUGAAAGAACACAUACUGGAAAGAAACCCUAUGAAUGCAAUCACUGUG